Molecule: messenger RNA, 2717 nt
Organism: Brassica napus (rape)
Lineage: Eukaryota; Viridiplantae; Streptophyta; Magnoliopsida; Brassicales; Brassicaceae
Product: probable receptor-like protein kinase At2g23200
Exons: 1
Biological process (GO): protein autophosphorylation
Cellular component (GO): plasmodesma; plasma membrane
Molecular function (GO): ATP binding; transmembrane receptor protein tyrosine kinase activity
Source: RefSeq, a predicted model, not a curated record
UUCACCAUAAUACUUGUCUUUCACUAUUUUCUCUCUCCAUCACUCUGUUUUCAAGACCCUGUUUCUCUAUUUGUGACAAUGGUGGUGGUUAUUGUUCUUCUUCUUCUUCCUCAUCUCACACUUUCUGCCACGUCUACAUAUUCUCGUCCCAACAACUUUUACAUCAACUGUGGGUCGGAUUCUAACGUCACUUAUGCUGGUCGGACUUUUGUUGGAGACAUGGCCCCCGGUGCUAACUUGUUUUCCUUCACCAAGAAUGGAACUGAAACCAGCAACCAAUCUGGAUCGUCCACUGCGCCGGAAAUCUAUCGGACGGUUAGGAUCUUCAGACUCCCUUCUUAUUACAAGUUCCAACUCGACUCUGUUGGUCUACACUUUGUGCGUCUCCAUUUCUCUGCUGUCUCUUCUCGGAGAGAGCUUUUAACUCCCCGUUUUAAUAUCUCCGCCACUUCCGAUUCCACUCAUCACUUUGACAGUCUCUCGCUUCAAAACUUCAGUAAGACUCCACGAGUUGAGGAGUUUCUCUUGAUGAUUGACUCCCCUGAACUCGAAAUUGGGUUUGUCCCUGAGCUCUCAUCUGUAGCUCUCGUUAACGCCAUCGAAGUGUUGUUUUCUGCUCAUAACAACCUCAACCUCACAGUUCUGUCAGAUUCCGACAAUAAUCUACAUACAAUCUACAGACUGAACGUAGGCGGCGAUAAAAUCAAACCGGAAUACGACACCUUGGGAAGGACUUGGUCGGUAGACGAUGACUAUCUCUACAAGAAAGAUUCCGCGAAAAACAUUCGAUCACCAGCACAAAUCACCUCUCCUGAUAUCUUCACUGCUCCUGAUUCCGUCUACCAGUCGGCUAAAACAAUUGAGUUAAAUCAAGGUGCGAGGUUGAUGAACGUUACAUGGUGUUUUACGGUCAAAAGUAACGUUAGACACUUCAUCAGGGUUCACUUCUACUAUAUCAAGAACAACGAAUCAAAAUCCUCUGACACUAAUUUCUAUCUAUAUGUAAAUGGGCAUUGGCGUCUACAUGUCAAUCCUUUUGAUCACCAUGGGUUAGUAGUCACUCCGUUUUAUAUCGAUAUCGUGAAUGUCUCUGAUGGUUCUGGAUUCUUGAAUGUUAGUAUAGGUAACAAUGUCCCCUCUAAUGAUUUUGGUUUUCUGAAUGGUCUGGAGAUUAUGGAGUUCCUAGAGAAAAAUGGUUCUAAUUCCUUAGAUGGAGGUAGUUCCCGGGUGUACAUCAUCGCAGGUUGUGUUGCUGCUGGAUUGUUUCUAGUCUUGAGUUUAUUGUUUAUGGUUUUCCUGAAGCGGAGGAGAUCAAAGAAGAAGAAGAAGUCAGAUGCCGAGAUCACUGUGUGGUCUCCUUUGCCAUUGUACAGAGGAAGUAGGAGUUCUGACAAUAGAUAUUUCUAUUCCGACAACAAUUCCCAAUUAGGUAACCUGCAGUUAGGUUUGAAGAUUCCCUUCAAAGACAUUUUGAUAGCUACAAACAAUUUCGACGAGCAGCUGUUGAUCGGUAAAGGCGGUUUCGGAGAUGUCUACAAAGCCAUUCUUCCAGAUGAAAGCAAAGUGGCUAUCAAGAGAGGCAAGCCCGGUUCCGGACAAGGAAUACUCGAGUUUCAAACAGAGAUUCAAGUCUUGUCAAGAAUCUGGCACAGGCAUCUUGUUUCUCUAACGGGCUACUGCGAAGAGAACUCGGAGAUGAUCCUUGUUUACGAGUUUAUCAAAAAAGGUACGCUUCAGGAGCAUCUAUACGGCUCGGAUUUGCCUUCACUUUCAUGGAAACAAAGGCUGGAGAUUUGCAUCGGAGCAGCCAGAGGACUGCACUAUCUCCACAGUGGCUCGGAAGAAGCAAUCAUUCACAGAGAUGUUAAAUCCACAAACAUACUACUGGACGAGAACACUGUUGCCAAAGUUGCUGAUUUUGGGAUAUCGAAGCUCGUGGUUCGGAAUCAAGAAUCGAUAAGUAUCAGCACUAACAUCAAAGGAACGUAUGGUUACCUCGAUCCCGAGUAUAUGUACACACGCAUCUUGACGGAGAAAUCAGAUGUUUACUCGUUCGGAGUUGUUCUCCUCGAGGUUUUGUGCGCGAGACCGGCUCUCGAUAGGCACCUUCCUGCUGAGCAACAGAACCUAGCGGACUGGGCCAUGUCAUGCAAAUCCAACGGGGUUUGUUAUAAGAUUGUAGACCAAAGAUUGGUAGGUCAAAUCGAACCGAACGUUUUGAGGAAAUUCAUGGAAGUCGCGGAGAAAUGUCUCAAGGAUCAUGGAGACGAGAGGCCGAUCAUGGCGGAUGUAAGCUGGGAACUGGAAUACAUCCUUCGGCUUCAGAUGAUGAUGAUUCUUGAAGAUAGUGCUGCGUCUAUCUCCAGCAGUGUAGGAGAUGCCUCCUUGGUGAUUCCAAGGCUAGUGGUGAGUGAUUCAUUUAGCUGCAACUCGAUUGUACAGGAGGAUCAAGUGAAGAAAUAUGGAAGUACAAAUUCAUCUCAUUCUCAGACUCGAGUUUUGUCCCAAGUUAUAGAGGAACCGUUACGAAAUUAACGAAGUGGAUGUUGCACUUUUUUGGUGUAGUUAAAGUUGGUAUGGUUGGUGAACAUUAUUCCCAAGAUAAGUAAAAGGUGAUAGAGUUUCUAAAAAGAGUCAUCAAUUCAAAGAUCACAAAUCAAACUACUGUAUAUGGCUAUUCAUUUUAUACUUCAAAUGCAGUUGGCAGCUGUUAUUUA